Molecule: messenger RNA, 2235 nt
Organism: Neofelis nebulosa (Clouded leopard)
Lineage: Eukaryota; Metazoa; Chordata; Mammalia; Carnivora; Felidae
Gene: EFNA2
Product: ephrin A2
Exons: 5
Coding region: 183-1226 (347 amino acids)
Biological process (GO): ephrin receptor signaling pathway; axon guidance; osteoclast differentiation
Cellular component (GO): plasma membrane
Molecular function (GO): ephrin receptor binding
Source: RefSeq, a predicted model, not a curated record
CCAGGGCCCCGCCUCCAGGAGCGGCCGGCGGGCGCAGGGAGGUUGAAUGGGGGACGCGCGCCUUUGUUCCUGUCCCUGCUCUGGCUCUGACCUUGAGAGAGAGACAAGAACAGAAGGAAAACAGCUUCAGCUCAAAUCCGCUCGGCAGCGGCAGUGGCGGCUCUUGCCUUGGUGGCCCCUGCAUGCAAAUGAGCAGCCCCAUUGCUGGGCCUGCGCCGAGGCGUCCUCCCUGUGUGGUGUGCCCUUUCUGUUUCCCUGACCCCCUGCAGGCUCACGUCCUGCUGGCUUUGACAGAAGAGACCCCAGCCCCAACUGUGAGGUCCCAUCAAGUGGGACAACAGUGGCAGCUUCCAGAAGGUGGGACACUGGGCUGGGCCAGGCUCCACCUCCGUAGCUGUGCAAGGGGGACUUCCUCACUGGGGGCCGCCACCACCCUUGUGCUCUCCAAAGGGCCAGACCCGUCAUCCUGGGCUGAGCUGGGCCCGUGUUGCUGGAAGCCCAGGCCCUCACGCCAGGGGUAUCCGGAGAGUCUAUUUGAAGGGCCGGCCCUGGGACUCGGGUACCCGCAGUCAGGAGAGGAAACAGAGGCCCACAGAGGACAAGGGACUGCCCUGAGGUCCCCCAGGGAGGCAGUGGUGGACCAGCCUUUGGACUCGGGCCAGCACGUGCCGAAAACACCUGCCCAGAAGGAACAGGGAGGCAUGAAGCUGGUUAGCUCGCCCAGGUUCCACGCGGGCGCGGCGGACGACGGCGGGGGCUACACGGUGGAGGUCAGCAUCAACGACUACCUGGACAUCUACUGCCCGCACUACGGGGCGCCGCUGCCGCCGGCCGAGCGCAUGGAGCACUACGUGCUGUACAUGGUCAACGGCGAGGGCCACGCGUCCUGCGACCACCGGCAGCGCGGCUUCAAGCGCUGGGAGUGCAACCGGCCCGCGGCGCCCGGGGGGCCGCUCAAGUUCUCGGAGAAGUUCCAGCUCUUCACGCCCUUCUCCCUCGGCUUCGAGUUCCGUCCGGGACACGAGUACUACUACAUCUCUGCCACACCGCCCAAUGCUGUGGACCGACCCUGCCUGAGGCUGAAGGUUUACGUGCGGCCAGCCAACGAGACCCUGUACGAGGCCCCGGAGCCCAUCUUCACCAGCAAUAACUCGUGCAGUGGCUUGGGCGCCUGCCAGCUGGUCCUCAGCACCGUCCCUGUGCUGUGGACCCUCCUGGGCUCCUAGUCCCGGCCCACCUGGAUGCCCCGCCUAGAGACCAGCUAGAGACUCCGUUUCUCCCACGACUGGUGCUGCCCUGCCAGGCAGGGGGGGGGGGGGGGGGCUGUCCACCGCCCCAGGGCCAGCCCUGGGGGGCGCGGCUAAAGGCCCUGAUGCCUGAGAGGCCGGGUGUCUGUCCAGCCCCCCGGCCAAGCCAUUCCUUCCAGGGUGCCGGAGAGCCCAAGAACCUCUCGCUAGGGCUUUUCUUUCACGGCGGAAUCAGAAAGACUUGAGUUUUUAAUUUAAUUUAUUCCUUGCUGUUGCCGGUAACUUUGGGAAGGAGACAGAGUGGAUGCUGCGUGGGUCCCUGGCCCCCCCGGGGCACGGGGAUCGGGAGACCCCUGGUCUGGUCGACCCUCCAGGUGCCCUGGGACAGGCCGGUCUGAGACGGAAGGGGCCGGGGAUGCGUGCCCCUAAUUCCGGCCCAGGAAUCAGAGCCCACCUCAGACCCCACCCCCACCCCCCACCCCCCACUCCCCACUCCCCCCCCACCUCCUCCCUCCAGGGUGCCUCACCAGAGAGCCCCGUGUGGAGCCCUGGCCCCAUCAGAGCCCCCGCCCCCACGUCUUAGAACCGCUUAGGCCCCGCCCGGUCCCCCCAGCCUCACCCGCUUGCCCCCGAGGCCCAGAAGACGUGACAUUUCUGUAAAUAGAGCCAGCAAGUAUAUACUGUGAUUUAUUUUUACUGUAUUCCUAAGGAUGGCCUGGAAAGUUUCUUUUUUUCUUACCCCUUCAUGGGAGGGGGGCACUUUUAUUUUGCUGGGGGGGGUGGGGGGACUUUUUAGAGUAGAAGCCGCACUUCGCAAUAAGCUCGUGUGUCUGUCGGAGCCCCUGCCCCUACUCUCCGAACUAAUAACGUUUGUAAGAGAAAAGAAAACAGGACAAAAGGAAACACGGGGGCCACCACCAAGAAAAGACACCCCCCCCCCGACACUUUAAAGAAGCAAACCGCAUUUAUACAGAUUUCAUAUUUCCUA